Petromyzon marinus (sea lamprey) is the source of this 7324-nucleotide messenger RNA. RefSeq lists its product as uncharacterized. NCBI's taxonomy places the organism in Eukaryota, Metazoa, Chordata, Hyperoartia, Petromyzontiformes, Petromyzontidae. The record is from RefSeq and is a predicted model, not a curated record.
GCUCUGAAUGACAACAAAAGUCCUGCUUACAACGAUCUUGUGAACAUUAUCGUACCACAGCUUGAUGUGGUGUUCAGGAACGCCUACGGAAAAAAAUUCUCCAGAACCCGAGUUAAUGGUUUCAGUAAUGGUUCGGUUAACGUGGAUGCUGUAGCAGAGUUUACCAAUCAAACCGCACCAAACGAGGACAAUGUACUGAGGACAUUUGUGAAUUCCUUGGAAAACUCUUCAAUUCCAAAUUCAACACUGCAGCUGGAACCCACAUCUAUAAAUGUGUCAGAUGUCACGCUCGCCACUCUGCCGCUGCUCAAAGUAAACAUUGCCUUCCUCGCAUUGAACAAGGUCUACAGCAGUGCCAUGAGCAACACCACCUCAGCUGAAUACGCUGCCCUCGCCACUCCGAUCACACAAGAGGUGCAGAAUAUGUUCAACAGUUAUUCAAAGCAACCAGUUUCAGUGGUGACCACAUUUUUGGACGCGUCCGGUGUGGUCGGCGUGACCUCCAUAGCAUCAUUCAACACCACGAGCGUCAUCCCGCCUGUAGACGUCUUCAACCUUCUGCGUGUCAAGAUUGACACCAACUCUCAAUUGGCUAGCACUGGUGUCUACGUUGCAGAGUCGUCCAUAGCCAUCGAUGGUACCAAGCCCUACAAUGUGGUCCCAUUGGUGAUGACGAUCAACACCCCGUUUGUGGCCAGUCUGGCUACCAGAUCAACCGCUGAAUACAGCGACCUGAAUAGCAAAUAUGCGGGAGAGCUGAAAAAUGUUCUUCUUAACAAGUAUGGGCCUAACAACCCACUGUUACUGGACACAACAUUCAGUGACAUCCCACCAGCAGUGCAGUCUUUGACCAACAUUAUCUUCAGUUCCGACAUUGUCAUUAACGCCACAGAACUUCGCUCCCUCGUUGAAAGUGAUAUCGCAUUCCCAAUGCAAACCUUUGGCGGGUCUGGUCUUACAGUGGAUGCACAGACACUCUCUGUCGACGGUCUUGUGUCACCCUACGUCUCCCAGGCAAUUCAUCUCCGCAUCAUCAACAGGCAAUUUGUCAUCGACUUAAAUGACGUCAACAGCGCCGCAUACAAAAACCUCUCCAGUGAAGUUCAGCAAGGGAUGUAUGCUGCAAUCCAUAGAUUUCACAGCAACCUUCGAAUUGUCACGAUCAACCGUUUCAGCCCUGGCUCUGUGCUAGUCGAGUCGAAUGCCACGUUUGUGGACGCCGCACCACUCGCACAGACGGUUUUGAACGAGCUGGUCGCCAGCGCAAGCCUUCCCAAUGGCCUGCAGCUCGAUCCCACAAACAUCAGUGUCAACAGCGCCACACCAACAACUGCGUCUACUACUGUAGCAAUGGUGAACGCCACAGCCACUCCGUUGGCCAACGCCACGGCCACUCCGUUGGCCAACGCCACGGCCAACGCCACGGCCACUCCGUUGGCCAACGCCACUGCCGUUCCUUCGGCGAACGCCACGGCCAACGCCACGGCCGUUCCCUCGGCGAACGCCACAGCGAAUGCCACGGCCGUUCCCUCGGCGAACGCCACAGCGAACGCCACGGCCGUUCCCUUGGCGAACGCCACAGUGAACGCCACGGCCGUUCCCUCGGCGAACGCCACGGCCAACGCCACGGCCGUUCCCUCGGCGAACGCCACAGCGAACGCCACGGCCGUUCCCUCGGCGAACGCCACAGCGAACGCCACGGCCGUUCCCUCGGCGAACGCCACAGCGAACGCCACGGCCGUUCCCUUGGCGAACGCCACAGUGAACGCCACGGCCGUUCCCUCGGCGAACGCCACGGCCAACGCCACGGCCGUUCCCUUGGCGAACGCCACGGUGAACGCCACGGCCGUUCCCUUGGCGAACGCCACGGCCAACGCCACGGCCGUUCCCUCGGCCAACGCCACGGCCAACGCCACGGCCGUUCCCUUGGCGAACGCCACGGUGAACGCCACGGCCGUUCCCUUGGCGAAUGCCACAGUGAACGCCACGGCCGUUCCCUCGGCGAACGCCACGGCCAACGCCACGGCCGUUCCCUUGGCGAACGCCACGGCCAACGCCACGGCCGUUCCCUUGGCGAACGCCACAGCGAACGCCACGGCCGUUCCCUUGGCGAACGCCACGGUGAACGCCACGGCCGUUCCCUUGGCGAACGCCACGGCCGUUCCCUUGGCGAACGCCACAGCGAACGCCACGGCCGUUCCCUUGGCGAACGCCACAGCGAACGCCACGGCCGUUCCCUUGGCGAACGCCACAGCGAACGCCACGGCCGUUCCCUCGGCGAACGCCACGGCCGUUCCCUUGGCGAACGCCACAGUGAACGCCACGGCCGUUCCCUUGGCGAACGCCACAGCGAACGCCACGGCCGUUCCCUUGGCGAACGCCACAGCGAACGCCACGGCCGUUCCCUUGGCGAACGCCACGGCCAACGCCACGGCCGUUCCCUUGGCGAACGCCACGGCCGUUCCCUCGGCGAACGCCACGGUGAACGCCACGGCCGUUCCCUUGGCGAACGCCACGGUGAACGCCACGGCCGUUCCCUUGGCGAACGCCACAGUGAACGCCACGGCCGUUCCCUCGGCGAACGCCACGGCCAACGCCACGGCCGUUCCCUUGGCGAACGCCACAGCGAACGCCACGGCCGUUCCCUUGGCGAACGCCACAGCGAACGCCACGGCCGUUCCCUUGGCGAACGCCACGGUGAACGCCACGGCCGUUCCCUUGGCGAACGCCACGGCCAACGCCACGGCCGUUCCCUUGGCGAACGCCACAGUGAACGCCACGGCCGUUCCCUCGGCGAACGCCACGGUGAACGCCACGGCCGUUCCCUCGGCGAACGCCACGGCGAACGCCACGGCCGUUCCCUCGGCGAACGCCACGGCGAACGCCACGGCCGUUCCCUCGGCGAACGCCACAGCGAACGCCACGGCCGUUCCCUCGGCGAACGCCACAGCGAACGCCACGGCCGUUCCCUCGGCGAACGCCACAGCGAACGCCACGGCCGUUCCCUCGGCGAACGCCACAGCGAACGCCACGGCCGUUCCCUCGGCGAACGCCACAGCGAACGCCACGGCCGUUCCCUCGGCGAACGCCACAGCGAACGCCACGGCCGUUCCCUCGGCGAACGCCACAGCGAACGCCACGGCCGUUCCCUCGGCGAACGCCACAGCGAACGCCACGGCCGUUCCCUCGGCGAACGUCACGGCCAACGCCACGGCCGCUCCCUCGGCCAACGCCACAGCCGCUCCGCCAACGAACGCCACUGCCAACGCCACGGCCGCUCCGCCAACGAACGCCACGGCCAACGCCACGGCCGUUCCCUCGGCCAACGCCACAGCAGCUCCGCCAACGAACGCCACGGCCAACGUCACGGCCACUCCGCCAACGAACGCCACGGCCAACGUCACGGCCACUCCGCCAACGAACGCCACGGCCGCUCCGCCAACAAAUAGUACAAGCACAGCGACCACAGUAAAAACAUCAACUCCAACCGCCGGGCCAAACGUAGCAUACUCUGUAUUUUUUAAGAUUGUCAAUCAAGUCUUUUCACCCGAUCUGGACAACAACACAAGUCCAGCUUACAAAACCCUUGAAAACAACAUUGUGCAACAGCUUGAUCAAAUUUUCAGACAAAAGUACGGAUCAAAAUUCAGCAGGACCCUUGUCUUUCGCUUCUGGCCCGGUUCAGUCAACGUUGAUGCUGAAGCAAUAUUUGUGAACGACAGCCCACCAGUGAAGGAAAAUGUGCUGAGGGCAUUUGUGAGUGGCUUGGCUCCAAAUGCUACAAUUCCAAAUACAUUACUGCAGCUAGCAACCAGCUCUAUCAACGUGUCUGAUGCCACGAUUGCCACUCUGCCACCACUCCAAGUAAACACUACCUUCCUCACGAUAAACAAGGUCUACACCAAUGCCUUGAAUAACAACACUUCAUCUGAAUACCUUGGCCUCAGCAAUCAGAUCAACCAAGAGGUGCAGAAUAUGUUCAACAGUUAUUCGGUGCAACCAGUUUCGGUGAUGACAACCUUCUCGAACAUUUCCGGUGUGGUCGGCGUGACCUCCAUAUCAUCAUUCAACACCACGAGCCUCAUCCCACCUGUGGACGUCUUCAACCUUCUGCGCACCAAGAUUGACACCAACUCUCAGUUGGCUAGCACUGGUGUCUACGUUAAAGAGUCGUCCAUAGCCAUCGAUGGUACCAAGCCCUACAAUGUUGUCCCAUUGGUGAUGCAGAUCAACACCCCGUUCAUGGCAACUCUGGCCAACCGAUCCAGCGCCGACUACGGUGCCCUGAAGAGCCAAUAUGCAGGAGAGUUGAAUAAAAUUCUGCAAACGAAGUAUGGACCCAACAACAUUCUCCUGCUGGACACAACAUUCAGUGACAGCCCACCGUGGCUGCUGUCUUCGACUGAUGUGAUCUUCAGUUCAAACACCACCGUGAACAAUACAGAACUUCGUUCCCUCAUUGAAAGCACCACCGUCUUCCCAGAACAGACCUUUGGAGGGUCUAAUCUCACAGUGGAUGUAACGACGCUCUCUGUUGCCGGCAACCUAUCCUACUAUGCCACACGGAUGAUUACACUCCGCAUCCUUAACAGGGAUUACUCUACCGACCUAACCAACAUCAGCAGCAUUGCCUACAAAAACCUCGCCAAAGCAGUUUGGAUUGGGAUUAAUGAUGUGCUGAAACCAAAGCAUAACAACCUGCAGUACAUUCUCAUCAAAGCCUUCAGGUCUGGCUCUGUGAUAGUCGAUUCAACAGCUGUAUAUGCAAACACGCCACCCUCAUCGCAGGAUGUUGUGAAUGAGCUGACCGCCAGCGGUGUCUUGCUCGGUAACCUGCAGCUCGACGCCGCAGGAAGCAGCGUGGAUGGCGUUGCACCAACGACCAGCACGACCAGCACGACCAGCACAACGGCCACAACCAUCGGCAAUCCAUCUGCUGCCUCCCCAAACACUGCACUGCCGUGCAACCCCCAACUCCAGCGUUGCCAGUCUGUACCAGCGUGGGGAAUCGCCAUCAUCAUCCUCGGCAUCAUCGGCAUUCCGGCUCUCAUCCUGCUGAGCGUUCUGGGUGCAAAAGGUCACCUAAAAUUACCAAAGUUGACUUCCUACGACUUCAAGCCAAACCAAUUUAAGUUUGGGGAAGGAUAUGAUACUGUAGGGACACACUAUAGCUACCAAGGCGGGCCUUGAAGAUGGGCCACUUUCGGACACGAGGAACCAUCCCAUGUGGACAACGAAUGCAAUAUGUAUUUAAGGGGCAUGUCUGUAAAAAAAAAAUAUCUUUUCGUUUUUAAGUUAUAAUGGCAUCGAGCGGUGUGCAACAUGAACAGCCAUGAGUUAUCAGAAUGAAAAGUUGGCUAAGUCUGGCUUGGACUGAAUAGAUGUAAAUUUGAAAUACAGUUAACCUUUCCAGCAAGAGGCAUUUUGAAAAUAGAGAAACGGUCGAGAAUUAUUGUAACGUACUGUUCUAAAUGAAGGAACUUGAUUUUAUUAAAUAAAUUGUCACCAGGGUUGUGUAUGCUAUUAAGAAUAGGCUGUGCAGCCACUGCCCAUAAACAUUUGUUUUAAUUAAUGGGAAUUCCACGUUGCAAAAUAGUUUAAUCGAUAUACAAUGUGUGGUUUUGAAAUUUUUCAUUGUUUGUCAAGGUAAAGUUUUAACCAGAUGAGGUUUUUUUUUUAUUUUAACUUAUAACCGCUGACAAUUUUAGAGCGCGCAAAAUGUAUUUUUUGUAAUGCAUCCAAAAAAUACCAUGCCAGAAAAGCAUUCGCAUUAUUAAUUCACUGAAAAAAAAGUUCACCAAACGUGUGGCGAGAACCUAAUGUGUCUUUUAAAAUAUUGUAUAAAUUGUACAACAUUUCCCUUCACAUGCAGAGCAGUCGCUGUAUGUAAUAUAGCCUCUAAUAACGAAACGGCCUAAGACUUGGACGACCAAGCAACUGGAGUCUAAUGAGGCAUAUAUAUGGAUCAGUCGACAGGCACAAUAUUCCCAGCAUCUUAUUCCACCUAACGACAAACCCAUUCUAUACAUCUAAAUCGGCCCAAGCCCCCCUCCUGUAAAUCACCCGACUUCUCUGUGUGGCUACCCUCCCACGUAGAAUCUCUCCCCCUUUCCCCAUCCCCUGUGGAAAUGGACACACUGCUGCGUGCAACAUUGAACUUCGUUUGCACCGUACGUAGCCAACCGUGCUCAUUGGAGGUGCAAGGGAAAGACGACAAACUAAACACAAAGCAGUUCUAAAAUGAAUGCAGUUUUUUUUUCCAAUCUAGAUUUAAAAGUGCAUAGCUCUAAUGGCUUCCUAAUAAUAUAAUUUCUUGGCUUAUUGGUCCCAUGUUAAUACUUUAUCCCUUCUCUUAUUUCCCAUGGUCUCUCUUCCAUUCAUGUUCCUUUUUAUUUAACCAUAUAAUUACAUCCCUUAGAUUCUACUUCCCUCUUCAACAGUGAGCCACAGGUAAAAAGUUGCAAGUCAACCACAACCAGCUCACGUCACACUUAUGAAAACCCAGUAAAGAAUAGCCGUGCCGCACCGACGAGCAUUUAAGCAAAAGUCGAAUGACAAGAUAGGAGAGGUGACUUCAAGGAAUUGUGCAAAUGGAUCCUCUCGACUCUGUUAGAAGCCAGUGAAUAUUUAAAUUUACAUCAUUGUUGAACCGUACAACUCUUACCCUUGACAACGUUGGGGAGGGGGUAACUUGGCAGAGUUUACCUGUAGUCUAAACACCUGGAACCAUUCACUGUCGAGACAUGCCUAACUUCCACAAUGAAUGCUAUUUGGUGUUGAAUUGUUUGUAUGCGUGUGGUUUUUGUUGCUGCUGCCACGCCGUUUGACAGAACAGCGUGGGUAAAACGCCAUUUUCGGAUGCCUUUUUUCUGCCUUUGGCCAUUCAUUGCAAAGGGUCACAUUUAGAUUCUCUUUCCUAAAUGAAUAAUUGAAAAUUUUAAUGAGCUUCCAAAAUUCAAGCAACCGAUGUAAUCUCUUCAUGUUCAAUUAUGUAUUAAUAUAAGAAUAUUAUAGUGUGCAGUAUUAAAAUAUUUGUGGGUAAUGAGAGUUGAUGAAAACAUUUAUUUUUGUAUAAUGGCGAUCUGUGGCGACUUCUUUGGGUAGAUGUACUAUGGUAUGUAUAAACAUGUUUUAAAACUCAUGCAUUUUUUUUAUUGGUGUUUCACAAUGGUAUAAAUACAUUGUUGUAACGGAUAUUUAAAUUACUUAGUUCAACUUAUUAAAUGUACCUGAAGUGUUUUGGGAUGAAAGCAUGUAUGGAUUGAGACGAAAACAAUACUUCUGUGUAUACUGCAUUGUACAAAUAAAGAUAUUUUUAAUUGUC